This is a messenger RNA of Catharus ustulatus (Swainson's thrush), 358 nucleotides long. RefSeq names its product feather beta keratin-like. The coding region runs from base 2 to 358 and encodes 118 amino acids. The record is from RefSeq and is a predicted model, not a curated record. Gene Ontology annotation, cellular component: intermediate filament. The transcript is spliced from 2 exons. NCBI's taxonomy places the organism in Eukaryota, Metazoa, Chordata, Aves, Passeriformes, Turdidae. Gene Ontology annotation, molecular function: structural constituent of cytoskeleton.
CAUGGCCUGCUACGACAGCUGCCGUCCCUGCGGACCCACCCCGCUGGCCAACAGCUGCAACGAGCCCUGUGCCCUGCAAUGCCAGGACUCUCGUGUCAUCAUCAACCCUUCCCCUGUGCUGGUCACCCUGCCAGGACCCAUCAUGACCUCCUUCCCCCAGAGCACCGUUGUGGGAUCCACCUCCUCGGCUGCUGUUGGUAGCGAACUCAAUGCCCAGGGACAGGCCGUCUCUGGCGGCUUUGGCUUUGGCCUUGGCUAUGGACUGGGCUACGGCUACGGGUUUGGAUUUGGCUUUGGUCUUGGCUAUGGGCUGGGAGGCCUGGGCUGCUAUGGCAGAAGGGGCGGCUACAUCUGCUGA